Messenger RNA from Daucus carota subsp. sativus, 1227 nucleotides. RefSeq lists its product as uncharacterized. The record is from RefSeq and is a predicted model, not a curated record. The coding region runs from base 125 to 1132 and encodes 335 amino acids. The transcript is spliced from 2 exons. NCBI's taxonomy places the organism in Eukaryota, Viridiplantae, Streptophyta, Magnoliopsida, Apiales, Apiaceae.
CAUGUUCUCCUUCAAAGCUGACUUAUUUAGCGGAUAAAAAACAGCAACAUGUUGAAAUCUAUAAGAAGCAGUAUUGAGUAUACCUUGAGGCAUCAUCAUUUUGCUUGAAGGAGAAGCUUAAGUAAUGAAGACGGGUGGAAUUAUAUCGGUGCUUGUGCUAGUAAUUGUUUUAGUAGCAGGGGUCAAUGGAGAAUUCGUGACAUGCACUAACCGCGGUAGCAAAUGCUUUCUCAAGCAAUUGAAAUGCCCGAGCCAGUGCCCUUCAACGUCGCCAAGUAAUCCAAGUGCUAAAGUUUGCUAUCUCAACUGUAAUUCACCUGUGUGCAGCCCUGAGUGCAAAAACAGGAAACCAAAUUGCAGUGGCCGCGGAGCAGCUUGUCUAGAUCCACGUUUCAUUGGGGCAGACGGGAUUGUCUUCUACUUUCAUGGCAGGAGCAAUGAACAUUUUAGUUUAGUUUCAGAUCACAAUCUCCACAUCAAUGCAAGAUUCAUCGGUCUAAGGCCCGAGGGCAGAACAAGGGACUUUACAUGGAUUCAAGCACUAGGAAUCAUGUUCGACAACCACAAAUUCUCCCUUGAGGCCACAAAAGCAGCAAAAUGGGACGAUGAAGUUGAUCACCUCAACUUCUCCUACAAUGGCAAUGAAUUAGCCAUCCCAGAAGGCUAUCCUUCCAUAUGGAAAUCAGCAAACAACGAAAUCAAAGUCGAGAGAAUUUCAAGCAAAAACAGCAUCAUGGUCACUCUUCCAGAAAUUGCUGAAAUUUCUGUCAAUGUAGUGCCUAUUACCAAACAGGACGACAAGAUCCACAACUAUAACAUACCAUCUGACAACUGUUUCGCGCAUUUGGAGGUGCAAUUCAGGUUUUUAGGACUGUCCUCAAACGUCGAAGGUGUUCUAGGCCGGACUUACCAGCCUGAUUUUCAGAAUCCAGCUAAACCAGGAGUUGCAAUGCCUGUUGUAGGAGGCGAAAACAAGUACAGGACUACAUCCAUUUUCGAUACAAAAUGCGAGUCCUGUGUGUUCUCCCCUGCUCAAGUUCCGCGAAAAGAGGACUCACUGGUCAUGGACUAUGGCACAAUGGACUGCACUAGCAGAUCAUCCGGUGGCAAUGGAAUUGUCUGCAGAAAAUGAGAAGUGCUCAGAUUUUCAAACUUUCGAUCAAAAAAAAAUUAGUUCGUGUUCUCGAAAUUAUUUUAUCUUCUACAUGUUAUUUGUUUCUAAUAUCA